AUGCGGCUUAAAAUACGACUCAACGUGCUGGGCGAUUUGCUCAACAAUCUCCCCAGCGCGCAGGAGAUUUCCGCCAACCCGUUCCCCCCGCCGGGGCCCUUCAGCGCGCCUGAGACGCAGGUCGGCGCAAACAGAGACGGCGGCGGGCGGGAAGGGGGCAGCAGCUGGGGCAGCGGCGGAAGCGGCGGGGUAAGCGCGCGGGAAGCGCAAGCCCCCGCAGGGAGAGGCGGAAGCGGAAGCGCAGGGGGGGAGCAGAACGGCGGAGCGCAAGCAGGAGUUGGGGGGAACAGAGCGGGAGGGGCGGAAGGAGCUGACGCGGGUGGCGGGGGAAUUGGGGGGUUGGGGGGGUUGGGGGGAGUGGGGGGAGUGGGGGGGUUGGGGGGAGUGGGGGGAGUGGGGGGGUUGGGGGGAGUGGGGGGAGACGAUAGCCGGUCGGGGAGCGAGGAGGAUGGGACGUCAGAUGGGGAGGGGAUGGGCGGGAGGGAUAAGAAGAAGGGCAAGCGGUAUCACCGCCACACUGCGCAGCAGAUCCAAGAAAUGGAACGGUUGUUCCGCGAGUGCCCGCAUCCCGACGAGCGGCAGCGGCAGCAGCUGAGCCAACGGCUGUCACUGGCGCCGCGGCAAGUCAAGUUCUGGUUUCAAAACAGACGCACGCAGAUGAAGGCUCAAACGGAGAGGGCGGAGAACGCGAUGCUGAGGCAGGAGAAUGAUCGGCUGUGCAGCGAGGCGCAAACGGAAAGAGCAGAGAACGCGAUGCUGCGGCAGGAGAAUGACCGGCUGCGCAGCGAGGUGAUGCGGCUGCGGUCCGUGCUGGCGGGUGCUGCAUGCCCCGCGUGCCACACUCGCCUUGUGCCGGGCAGCGGUGGUGACCCCAUGCACGAUGCCUCGGCCGUGGCAGCCCAGCUCAUGGAGGAGAACGCGCACCUCAAGAACGAGAUAGAGCGAGUGUCAAUGCUGGCAGCGCGGCAGCUAGCGGCAAGGGGAGCGGUGGAUCCCAUGGGCCCUGCCACAGUCGCUGCUCUCAACGCUGCUGCUGCUGGCGGCAUGCAGGCAGCAGGCAUCGGCGCCGGCGGGGGGAAUUCAGCUGCUGCCGGCAAUGCCGGUGGUGGUGGUGGGAAUGGGGAUGGGGGUAUGGAUGGUAUUGGGGGCAUGGCGGGGAAUGGGGGCGAGCAGCUGAACCGCACGGAGUAUCGGCUGCGGUUCCCCAACUGUGUGGGCGACGGCCCUCCGGGGCUGUCCAUUGAAGCAUCGAGAGCAAGGGGAGUGGUGUCGCUGAAUGCUCUCGCGCUUGUAGAGCUGUUCAUGGAUCCGGUGAAGUGGGCGGAGAUGCUACCAUCGCUGGUGUCUCGCGCCGUGGUGGUGGAUGUCAUCUGUGUGGGCAAUGAGCCCACGCAGCGCAACGGCACUCUGCAGCUCAAGCAUGCGUUCUCUUCGCCCCUCACCCCUCUGCCUCCCUCGUUGCCCCAUCAGAUGUAUCUAGAAACGCAGAUGCUCACGCCCCAAGUACCUACGCGAGAGGCCUUCUUCCUGCGCUACUGCAAGCAGCUCUCCCCCACCUGUUGGGCCGUCGUGGACGUGUCUGUGGACCGCCUCAGGAGCGAGCCCCCUCCUGUCAUGCUCAAGUGCCGACGGCGCCCGUCAGGCAUCCUCAUCCAGGAGACGCCCAACGGCAGCAGUCAGGUGACUCUGGUGGAGCAUGUCGAGGCAGACCCCUUGGGAGUGCCGCCGCUCUUCAGGUGUGUCUUGGGAGUGCCACCGCUCUUUAGGUGGGCCUUGGAUUAA
This is a messenger RNA of Closterium sp. Yama58-4, 1782 nucleotides long. Lineage: Eukaryota; Viridiplantae; Streptophyta; Zygnematophyceae; Desmidiales; Closteriaceae. The record is from the annotation of a GenBank genome assembly.